Staurois parvus is the source of this 397-nucleotide messenger RNA. Lineage: Eukaryota; Metazoa; Chordata; Amphibia; Anura; Ranidae. The record is from the annotation of a GenBank genome assembly.
UUAGUGUAGCCCCAUCAGUGCCAGCUGUCAGUGCUCAUCAAUGCCACCUGCCAGUGCCCAUCAGUGCCACAUCAAUGCCACAUAUCAGUGCCUACCAGUGCACAUCAAUGCCACAUAUCAGUGCCCAUCUGAGCUGCCUUUCAGUGCCACCUAUCAGUGCCAGUCAGUGCCACCUAUCAGUGCCAGUCAGUGCCACCUAUCACUGCUGCCAAUCAGUGCCACCUAUCAAUGCCAGUCAGUGCCACCUAUCACUGCUGCCAAUCAGUGCCACCUAUCAGUGCCAGUCAGUGCUGCACAUCAGUGCCACCUAUCAGUGCCUGUCAGUGCUCCCUAUCAGUGCCUCCUAACAGUGGCAGUUAUCAGUGCCACCUAUCAGUGCCAGUCAGGGCCGCCUAUC